AUUUGAUAUCUUCCUCUCAAACAACUCCUUGGGCCAGAAACUCACAAAAAUAGCCAUGGGAUAAUCUGUACAAGUCACCAUGAAUACUAAGGUUCGCAUAGCUUGCCGAAGAUGCCGAUCUAAGAGGAUUAAGUGCGAUGGAGGUGUUCCCGCGUGUGGAAACUGUCAGAAAGCUGGAGAACCUUGUAUAGAUGUGGACGGUCGCAACAAUGCUGUUUCAAUCCCCCGUGAUUUUGCGGCAAAUGCUCGCGCUCGCAUCGAAUGGCUUGAGGACCAAGUCAGGAGGCUGUCGCCUGAGUUCAAUAUACACGACGGCCCACGGGUUGACUUCAGUUUUUUAGGUGGCAUGGCCACUGCCACUCAGCAGAAAGGACCGUCACCCUCGCCGGAGUUCUCUGCUCCUCCAACCAAGAGAACCUUCUCUUCUACUAUUGAACCACCACCGGCCGAGGAUACCUUCGCCGAUGAAGCACGCUCAGUUGCACUAGACUUGGGUCUGCUCACUUUGAACUCAGACUCUCGACAGACACAUUACCUUGGUACCUCCUCUGGACGCCUAUUUACUUCACUAAUCGGUGUUGGCUCUCCUGAGACACCCACUCUUACAAGAGGGAGUAGGACACCCAGCCUUCCAUCACAAACCAGCCCUGGAAAAACGGGACCGAUUGCACAUAUCAGACGCGUCAAAGAAUCCUAUCGGGUCUUGUACGAUUCCCUUCGUAGAAGUUUGCCCCUGGAAGAGGACGCUCGCGUGCUGUUGGAGGUCUACUUUCGAAAUAUUCACAUCGACCACCCUUUCCUCCAUGUGGAGUCAGUCGUGAAUGCAGUUGAGGCUUUAUACCACUGUGCAGCAUCAGAUGUUUCGGCUGAUGUAGGCUACAAUGGUUGGGUUGAUUCCCUGCCGCCAUUCACAUACAAUGGAGAGUACGAAGUUUUUAGGGGUAGCAAUUGCACUCCAGUAUCCAUCUUUACCGCGACCUUCCACGUGUUCAUGAUAUUUGCUAUUGCCGCGACAGUACGAACACGCCAAAAGUCUUUCGAUUUCGCCCCUAACCAGUUCUACCGAGUAGCAAUGUCUGCCGGCCAACACUGCUUUUCUCACACAUCGAUGGCCAGCCUCCAAGCUACAUUGCUCCUUGCAGUUUACAGUCUUCAAGGGCCCGCAGAGUUGAACAUUUGGACGCUAACAUAUGUAGCAAUGGCUCACUGCGUUGACCUUGGCCUCCAUCGGACUCCGAGCGAGGAUGCAAAGUUGUCAAAAGCCGCCCGCCUUGCGCGCUCUAUGGCCUUCUUCAGUGUUUAUCAUUUGGAUCGCUCGAUCGCUGCCCUACAGGGUCGUCCACUUGGAAUCAGGGACGAGACGUUUGAUCUUCAACUGCCAACUCUUGAAGACGUCCAACUUGAUGCUGCGAGCAUACAAGACAAGGCCUUUGCCCCGGAGAUGUCUAUCGCUGGAGGAUUGGCUUUCGCCCUUCACCGGUUCAAGUUGGACCCUAUCAUUUCGGAAAUCAAGCUACUCUUCUACCACCUCCCAUCUCGAGUUAACGCCUACGUCUGGCCUAGUGACCAUAGUUCUUCGCAAGCAAGCAUACGAACAAAGCUUGAUGAUUGGCGUCGCCACACCUUAGCUAUGGCUGAAAAAUUAGUCCCCGAAUUCGAGGAAGAUCGACUUGCGUACCGGAAUUACGAACUCAAGUUAACAAGCCAAUAUUUCGCAGCCAUGAUCUUAUUACAUCAACCAUCUCAGGCUAUCCCUGAACCAAGCCAAGAAUCUCUAUUGACAUGCUAUCAAUGCGCUGCGUGGCGUCUCAAUACAUAUAACGAUCUUUAUCAUGCUGAUAGUUAUUAUCAGAGCUGGAGAAGCGUGCAGGGUAUUUUUUCAUCAGGUGCGACUAUGAUAUAUUGCCUGUGGACAUCUACGCUGGUGCGGGCAACUGUUCCAGUAACGGAAGCCAUCAAAGACCUAAGGACGUGCACAAAUCUUUUGAGUGUCGGCGGGGAAUGGUGGCCGUCUGUGAAGAAAGGAAAAGAAAGCUUUGGGAGAGCGAUGGACGCUCUAUUGAAAAGGAUGGAUUGUUCCCAACAACAAGGCAGAGGAAAUCAAGGUUUCACGCAGCAAACACAACGGCCGCAUACGUUAAGCCAUAACCCAAUAGAUCCAGCCACGGCAGAAGGCCCCCUGGUUCCACCACCUGCCAACUUGGACGCCGUGUCUACUUUUGAAGCAGCCCACACCACCAUACACGACGAUGAUCUCAACAUGAACCAAUUCUCGCAUUCGACGGGCGAUUUCCCGACUACUGAAUGGACUAUGCUCGAUAAUCACGCAUUCUCGAACAACACGCAUCAUUUCUCUGAAUUAUUUUUCGAUGCAAAUAUCGGAGCGCCAGACUCCACAGUAGAUGCUUUCAUUGCCGAAUUUAUGAACGAAGAUACAGCAUGGAAUCCUUUCUAAACGCACUAUUACUGGCGCAGCCUCAAAAUAGUUGGUCCAAUUUCAUCUCCCUCUUCGAGACAUUUCCGUGUGGCUUCAUCGAUGUUCCACCUAGAAUCACAGAGCUUUGCACACUCCUCAGCUACCUCUGGAGGAAUUGCCACCACACCA
Aaosphaeria arxii CBS 175.79 is the source of this 2605-nucleotide messenger RNA. RefSeq lists its product as uncharacterized. Gene Ontology annotation, molecular function: zinc ion binding; sequence-specific DNA binding; DNA-binding transcription factor activity, RNA polymerase II-specific. The transcript has 3 exons. Lineage: Eukaryota; Fungi; Ascomycota; Dothideomycetes; Pleosporales. Gene Ontology annotation, biological process: positive regulation of transcription by RNA polymerase II; DNA-templated transcription. The record is from RefSeq and is a predicted model, not a curated record. Bases 80 to 2455 code for a protein of 791 amino acids.